Messenger RNA from Equus caballus (horse), 755 nucleotides. RefSeq names its product ATP synthase membrane subunit j (gene ATP5MJ). The record is from RefSeq and is a predicted model, not a curated record. Lineage: Eukaryota; Metazoa; Chordata; Mammalia; Perissodactyla; Equidae. Gene Ontology annotation, cellular component: mitochondrion.
CAGGCCCCGCGCGGCGCCUGCGCGCUAGGUGACCUUCCCGAGUCGUCGGCUGUGCGGGUUGUGGUGGCCUGAGCCGUUGGUCCUGCGCCGAGACUUACACGGACGCACUGGGCACCCAUUUGACCUUUGAAUAGGAUGGGGCUUUGAAGGAACGCGGGCGAGAAACCCCACACACAGAGCUGGGAAAUGUGGCUGGACAGAGGGGACUCAGAUGCUUCAAAGCCUUAUCAAAAAUGUUUGGGUCCCCAUGAAGCCCUACUAUACCCAAGUUUACCAGGAGAUUUGGGCAGGAAUGGGGUUGAUGGGCUUCAUCGUUUAUAAAAUCAGGAGUGCUGACAAAAGAAGUAAAGCUUUGAAAGCUUCGAGUCCUGUGCCUGCGCAUGGUCAUCAUUAACCAGCUUUACUUGGAGUGCGCAUCAGAUGGAAUGUCAGUCUGGCUGUAAAUUUCAACAAGCUAUGUUAGAUGAACACAUGGAACAUCGCUGUACACUUAUAGGAGUGCCGAUUCCUCAAGGCCUGAAUAAAUGUACCUGUGAGAUGCACCCCUGCCUGCCCUGGGUUUCCCCCGGCUCCUCUGCGUGUGCGUCGUACCCUGAGUAGAGCUCUGUAGCGCAGCGGGUGCAGUCAGGUCUCACAGCCGUCCACCCUCAGGAAACCUGAGGAACUGAAGGAUAAAUAUCUCGAUUGCCGUGGGAGUUGGGGUCAGACCCAGGCACUCAAACUUCUGAUGUUCAAUAAAUAGUUGUUAAACAGGU